AUGUUACCUCGCUCUGAUGAUGUUCGUCAUAUGACGGACGAAAGCCGGAAUCGAAGCAGAUUGCCUCGGAAACAGCGUCAGCAUGAAUCUUCCAGUAAAGCCAAUCGACAGCUGGUCAAGAGGAGUCCGCCGUCGUCUUCUGGUGGAACCGACCUUCGAAUCUCUUUACUCAACACUUUCACUCUAACUCGAAGUAAGUUCAACAUUUAUGAAACAAGAAAUUCCUCGAAACCCAACUUUUCUUCGGAAGAAUCUCGUUGUACUGCAGCCGUUCGGCUGUUAUACGUUGUUCAGGUUGACGCUGCCCACGAGAUUUCCUGCCUCGUUUCGGGUGAAAACGGACUGAGCUUUCGUCCAUCAUAUCAUGAACAUCAUCAGAGCUUGGUUUCUUUCUUGUAA
Molecule: messenger RNA, 399 nt
Organism: Protopolystoma xenopodis
Lineage: Eukaryota; Metazoa; Platyhelminthes; Monogenea; Polystomatidea; Polystomatidae
Source: the annotation of a GenBank genome assembly